AUGUUAAAUCAGGAGCCAAAACCGAAGCGAUCAAAAUUCAUUGACUCAUGGUUUAAAAGAACAAAUGUUGAGUCUUCAAGUUCAAAUGUGGUUUCUGAACCUUCCAUAUCCUCUCCAAAUAUUGAUGUUGAAUCUCAACCUUCCAUUCCUAAACCACAAAAUAAUAUCAACGGUCUUGAACAUGAUCCUGGAUUACGUUGUGCCAUAUGGAAAUAUCCAGUGAAUGAGCGUGAUAGUAUUCGAAAAGCCUAUGUUUUGUUGGGUCCAUUUCAACCUGAGUUAGAAUUUCCAUUCACUGAACAAGGGAGUCAACAACUUAGAUUUCAGUCUUCUUGGUUCAAGGAUAAUCCAUGGCUUGAAUAUUCAAUUUCUCUUGAUAGGGCGUAUUGCUUCCCUUGUUUUCUAUUUGACACUGAAGAUUCUCACUAUCCAGCAUUCACCGUUGAUGGGUUUAAGGCUUGGAAGAGGGUUUGUGGUGGUGAUAAUGUGUUGACGAAGCAUGUAGGAGGCCUUAAUUCUCCCCAUCAUGCUGCAAUGCAAAAAUGGGAUUUAUUAAGAAAUCCUACCAAGAAAAUUGAAACAGUUUUUCAGUCAAAAUGUAGUAAGGAUAUAGAGGACAAUCGAUUGAGGCUUAAGGCUUCAAUAGAAAGUGUAAGAUUGCUAGCUAAUCAGGGAGCUCCUUUUAGAGGCCAUGAUGAAACUAAAAACUCAUUGAAUGCAGGAUAUUUUAGAGAAGUCAUAAAAUCUUUUUCAAGAAUGAGUGUAGAGGUUGAGAGAGUUGUUUUGGGAAAUGCUCCCGGAAAUGCCAAGUACAUUUGUCCAUCAAUUCAAAAGCAACUUCUAAAUAUUCUUGGUAAUAAAGUGAGGAACAAGAUACGUGAAGAAGUUGGAGAUUCUAAAUAUUGUAUUCUUGUUGAUAAAGCAGUAGAUACAUCUAGUAAGGAACAAAUGACCAUUAUUUUGAGGUUUGUUGAUUGCCAAGGUAUUAUUCGAGAACGAUUUUUUAAGACUGUGAGUGUUCCUAACACUACCUCACAAACUCUUAAAGAUGAGAUUUCUAAAGUACUUACCAUGUACAAUCUUCAAGUGAGAAAUAUGCAUGGUCAAGGAUAUGAUGGUGCUAGCAAUAUGAGAGGUAUUUAUAAUGGGUUACAAGCACUGUUUCUUCAAGAGUGUCCUUAUGCUUAUUAUGUGCAUUGUUUUACUCACCGCUUGCAAUUGACAUUGAAUGCUACAGCUAAAGGGGGAUAUGAGAUUUGA
Rosa chinensis is the source of this 1260-nucleotide messenger RNA. RefSeq names its product zinc finger MYM-type protein 1-like. The coding region runs from base 1 to 1260 and encodes 419 amino acids. The record is from RefSeq and is a predicted model, not a curated record. The transcript has a single exon. NCBI's taxonomy places the organism in Eukaryota, Viridiplantae, Streptophyta, Magnoliopsida, Rosales, Rosaceae.